AUGAUGAUGACGAUGUUGAUAGCGAUGGUGAUGGUAAUGAUGGCGACGGUGAUGAUAGUGGCGGUGACUAUAAUGGUAAUGAUGAUAAUGGCCAUGACACUGAUUGUAGUGAAGACGGCGGUGAUGAUAAUCAUGUUGAUGAUGGUGAUGAUAGAAAUCGACGCUGAUGAUGAUGAUGACAGUCAUGGCAAUGAUGAUGAUGAUAUUGACAAUGGUGAUAAUGAUAGCGAUAAUGAUGAUGGCGUUAAUCAUGGUAAUGGUGAUGAUCAUGAUAGUAAUAAUCCAAUAGAUGAUAAUGAUAAUGGUGACGGUAACCAUGAUUACGGUGACGAUGGGAACGAUGAUAGUGAUAGUGGUGGUGAUGAUGGGGGUGAUGGUAACAACGCUACCUUGGAUCAUGCAAAUCAUCAUAAUGACGAUAAUAAUAAUGAUGAUGACGAUGAUGAUAGUGAUUAUGAUAGUGAUUAUAAUGGUUGUAAUGACGAUAAUGGUGGUAAGGAUGAUAAUGGAAAUCAGGAAAACGAUGUUCGCCGCGGUGUUAGUGAUAACGGUAGUGAUGAUGGUGAUGAUGAUUAUGGUGACGAUAGCAACAUCCGUGAAAAUGAUGAUGGUGGUGAUGGUGAUAAUCAAGAUGAUCAUAGUCAUGUUUAUGAUGACAAAUAUAGUGAUGAUGGUGAUGGUGAUGAUGAUGACGAUGGUGCCGAUAGUGAUAUUCGUAAUGACGAUGAUGGUGAUAAUGACAAUCGUGAUGGUGAUGACGAUGGUGAAGACCAUGAUGGUGACGUUAAUGGCAGUAAUGAUAAUGGCGAAAAUGAUAAUCAUGGAAACGAGACUAGUGGCCACGAUGAUAAUGAUGACAGUGGUGAUGAUGGUGGUAUUCGUGAUAAUGAUAACGAGGAUAACUCUGAUGUACUGCUAAUAAUUUUAAGUAGUGAGAAUGGUAAUCAUGGUAAUGACUAUGGUGACUAUGAUAAGGGUGGUAGUCAUGGUGAUGAUGACGGUAAUGAUGAUGAUGGUAGUGAUAUUCGUGACAACGAUGAUGAUGGUAGCGACAGUGAUGACGGUGAUUGCGAUUGCGAUAAUCGUGGCGAUUGUGAUGAUGAUAAUGCUGGUAUUGGUGAUCGUGAUAAUGCUAGUGAUAAUGAUAGCAAUUAUUAUGAUGGCCAUGAUAACGAUGGUAGUGGUAGUGGCAUUCGUGGUGAUCAUGACGAUGACGGUGAUAGUGAUGAUGACGGUGAUAAUACUGAUAAAGAUGGCAACGAUAGUGACAGUGGUAUUUGUGACGACGAUGGUGGUGAUAGCGACAGUGGUGGUAGUGAUGAUGGCGGGAAUGUUCGUAGUGAUGGUGACAAUCGUGACAGUGAUGAUUACGUCAAUUAUGAUGAUAAUGAUGAUGCCGGUGGUGCCGAUGAUGAUCAUGAUGGUGAUACUCGUGACGACGCGUAUGAUGGUUAUCAUGAUGAUGAUAAGUAUAGUGAUGAUAAUAAUGAUAAUAACCAUGAAAAUGAUGCGUGA
Messenger RNA from Mesocestoides corti, 1515 nucleotides. NCBI's taxonomy places the organism in Eukaryota, Metazoa, Platyhelminthes, Cestoda, Cyclophyllidea, Mesocestoididae. The record is from the annotation of a GenBank genome assembly.